Molecule: messenger RNA, 3804 nt
Organism: Lizanozyma spartinae
Lineage: Eukaryota; Fungi; Ascomycota; Pichiomycetes; Serinales; Debaryomycetaceae
Gene: NST1
Exons: 1
Coding region: 1-3804 (1267 amino acids)
Source: RefSeq, a predicted model, not a curated record
AUGCUGUUUUUCUUGAAGAACGGCGACAACGUACUUUUUGAGUACGACCUAAAUGGAAGUCCAACGUCAGGGAAAAGUCCUGCUAAAGUGGAAGAAUUAACUACUGAAGAAGACAAGUCUUUGGCGAAACGAAAGAAGAAUAAAAAGAAGAAGAAGUCACAUAAUCGAAUGCCAACAACUGUACAAGCCACUUUAAAUAACCCGGAAGAUGAUUAUCCCACAUCCAGAGUAAUCAAACAAGCUCCCAAUGGUGAUAUAAUUGUGGAGAGUUUAGACGAAGGUAAUCAUGGUCACAGCCAUGACAACAGUCAAGAGGUGUAUCAUGACCACGACCAUGACCAUGAAGAUGAUCAUCAUCACGACCACGACCUUCAUCAUCAUAGCCAUAACCUUAACCAUCAGCCUCAUACAGAAGAAUCUCAUCGUCUGGUACACAAGUUCAUCUGGGACGAUUCCACGGCAUUGGAGCAACAGAAUUUGAAAGAGUUCUGGGAAUUGCUUCCGGUGGAAGAAAAGAAAACAUUAGUGACCAUCGAUAAAAAAGCCGUUAUGGAAUUGUUCAAGAGUAAUUGGGCCAACCAUCAACAUACUUCGUCUCAAAACGACGGGGGGAUAAAUGGGUGUCCUUGUAUGUAUUGUGGUAGGAAGAAGAAUGUUAUUGACGAUGAGUUGGUCCACAUACUCGAUGAGCAAUUUGGGGACAUUAUUGACUAUAUCCAUGAGAUCAGAGACAUCAAUGAUCUUAAUGCAUUGCCAACGUUAUUAUUUGGUGGCUUCCAUAUGUUGGAGGAAGAGUAUAAGGUGCAAAAAAUACAAAAGCAAUUAAAGAAAGAGCGAGAACGAGAUCAGGAGCUUGUGCCACUGUCGCCAGAAACAGAAGCCAUGGAUUCAAAAUCAAAUCAUAUCGAGGAGCAACUAUUGGAGAAGAAGUUCGUUGAAAAACAUCAUGAGAAUGUGACAGAAACAAACCAAGAGAAAAAAGCAGAACAAUAUGAUGAUGCUCAUCUCAAUCACUAUAGUCAAAUAGAAGAGUUGGGUAAUGAGGCGGAAGCAUCUGAAUUUCAAGAUGCUCUUCAUCAAUAUUUAAAGGAAGAUUAUGAUAAAAUCAUGACCCCCAAUUUAAUUGAAAUAUUUGAUAAGCUAAAUUGGGAUAUAAAUACCAGAAAUACCAAGGACGUUAUUGAAAGAGCAGAAAGCUUCCGAAACUUUAUAUUUGCUCUUCAAAAGACAGACAAAUCUCAAUUGGAAAGAGUCUUUUCUUUGGGAGAAUUGCUUACAGCCAACAAUAAUAAUAAGAAAAAUAAUAAUGAUGAUGAUAGUCUAGGCUUGGAUGACAACAUGAGUAACGGGUUAUCGAAAUUUGCGGAUGAUAUUCUUAAGAAUAAUGGUAAUUCGUUUCUUUCUAUGAUUGAAAGUUUAACAGAAAUAAGGUCUGAACGAGAACAGAAAUUGACUAAGGUCGAUGAUGGUGAUGCUUGGGUUGAUGAAGAUGAUAAUAAGCGGACUCUGCAAGUUAAGCGAGAACUUGUGGAUCAGCAGUCAAGUGUGCACUAUGACACUUCCCAGGAUGAACAUGAAGACUACGACGAAGAGGACUGUGAAGACUAUGAUGAAGAGGAAGGAGAAUAUGAAGAUGAUGAAGUGCAAAAUGGUGAUGAGGAGGAAGAGGAGGAAGAGGAGGAAGAAUAUGACGACGAACAUGAACAGGAACAUGAACAUGAACAUGAACAGGAACAUGAACAUGAACAUGAACAUGAUGAAGAUGACGGAGAAAUCGGUGAACAAAGUGACGUUGAAUCUGAAAUCUCUGAAGAGGAAAAACUUCAAGAAGUCCGUCGAAUGUUUUUGAUACAGACAAUUAAAGUCUUUCAAGAUCGUUUAAAGGAGGCAUAUAAGGUUAAGUUGUCUGCGGACCGUGCUGAGAGUCUUAUUAAAGAAUUGGAGGCAGAGGAGAAUGCCAAGAAGGAGAAGGAGUUGAAAAAGUUGAAGCAAAAGGAGAAAGCAAAAGAGAAAAAGAGACUACAGCAAUUAGCUAAGGAGGAAGAAAGGAAGAGGAAGGAAGAGGAACAAAAGGCCAAAGAAGAAGAGGCUAGACAGAAGCAAGAAGCUUUACGGGAGCAACAACGUCAGCGGAAAGAAGAGCAAAGAAAGAAGAAAGAAGAAGAAAAGAAGAAACGUAUUGAAGAAUUAAAACGGAAGGAGAAGGAACAUCGAAAGAAAGUUGAAGCUCAACAAAAGAAGGAAGAAGAGGCCAAGAAGUUAAAGGAAGAAAGAAAGAAAAAGAUACAAGAAGAACGUUUAAAACGUGAAGAAGAGAAAGCGCAGAAGGAAUUUCUUAAGAAGAAGAAGAAGGAAGAGGAGCGCGAACUUUUGGAAUCAUUAAAUCAAGAAGUGAAAGCCAAACUUGACUUUGAAGCUGAUAAAGAACGUCAAGAAUUGGAAAGAUUAGCAAGACUGGCAACUCCUACUACUUCAAUACCCAGUUUGGAAUCUGCAUCCUUUCAACCAGGUCUUCAACCUCAAUUCCUUCCAAUCUCACCGAAUAAAAAUCACUUGUUGGAACAAUUAUACCAAGCCAAACCUCGUACAAGUUCCCAAAGCAAUUCUUCUGGGUUUGUCAAUGCUUUACCAUCACCCUCGGCCAACACUGUUGGACUUAUGGGCUCAAGAUCUGGUGCCCUUAAUAAUGUGGCACAGACAGCCACCACUUCCACACCUUUCCUUUCUGAAGCAAACGACUUCCUUUUGAAUUCUUCUUCUGGUAGCAGCAUGCUAAACAACAACCUUCUUGGUACACUAAACGACCCUUGGAAAACAGGGAGUGCAUCUACGGGCUCAAACGGUGCCACUUUUAUACGAAAUGAGUCAAAUACCAGUAUGCUUUCAAAUGAUUUGAUACCAGGUACGGGUUCAAGUGAUCGGUUGCCAAUUGGAGGUGGUGGUUCUGGUGGCAUGAAUGGAACAAGUUCAGGAUCCAAUAAUAAUGGACUUUUGUAUACCAAUGGACAAUUCCAGUCGACUCAUGGUGGUACUGUUCAUAACAGUAAUGUGAAUGUACCAGCCGGAGUUAAUUUCAGUCCCUUCAAUGAUAGUACCCCCAGUAGUGGGUUUGGGACCUUAGGAGCCACUUGGAGUCCAAUACCUGCUUCUAGAAACAAUUCUAUUUGGGGCACCAAUAACAAUGGAGGAGGAACGGUUGGAAGUAGCAAUACUUCGCAUUUAUGGGGUCCGCCUACAGGAACCAAUUCUAUGGCUAACUCGGUAAAGGCAACCCCAGUGAUGCAACCAGCAUCUUUAGCGGGUUCAACCGUCGUUGGUAACAAUACCACCAACCUAAGUCCUGUUCCUCAUACCUCGAAUGUUGGGAACGAUAUUGAAUUAAUUCAAACCAGCACUUUCAAUGCUUACCAGAUGUUAAUGAACUCAAAUGAAUUAGAAUUCGGUAUGGCUCCUCUUCAUAAGCUUUUCCAAACCACCAAAUCGGUUAUGGGUAUUUCCACCAUCACCUUGAACCAAUUUCUUGGGUGUUGUCGAGCAGCAAGGACUUAUACGUUUGAUUUUGUCUAUGAUGAUUUUGGAACUGUUACCCACAUCAAAAUUGGUACAUCUCCUGCACCACCUGUUACUCAUGAACCGGUGGUGAAUCAAGAGCUGCAAUCUGGGGGUGUUCCACCGGGAUUUUCGUUUAAUAAUUUGAAACUUGGUGGGGGGCUCCCAGAUCAGAAUCCCACCCAAGUAGAUCCUAAUAGUUUGGAAGGGUUGAACCAACUUGCCAACAGUACAGUAAGAGGAUUAUGGAAUUGA